AAUAAAAAGGUAGGAUAAGGUUGGUGCAUUUAUCUCAGUUGGCACUAUCUUCUUUUUCUCUCGUGCCAUUCCAAUACAGACUGAUUCUCGAUAAUUAACAAUGUCAUCUUCAACAUCUCUAAAUCUUGGUUCAUUUUGCACUUCCUUAGUGAAUUUUCCAACUCAUUGUCCUCAUAAAUCUUCUUCUUUCCUUUUACAUGGUGCUCAAUUUUCACCACCAUCACCCAACAACAAUAACAACAAUAGCAGCACUGUUUUUAAGCAUUGUAGCUGGAAAUUAACUAGACCUACUAAGAGAGCUGUUGCUGCUGUUGACUCCUCUGAUCCUGCUGAAAAGCAAGAGACUGAAAGGAAGAAGUACUAUUUCCUUGUUGCGAAUGCCAAAUUUAUGCUGGACGAAGAGGAGCAUUUCCAGGAGCAAAUGUUUGAACGUCGUCGUCUCUAUGGAGAGCGCAACAAAGAACCGGAUUUCUGGCUUGUAAUUGAGCCCAAGUUCUUGGACAAGUUCCCUAAUAUCACCAAGAGACUGAAGAGACCUGCUGUAGCACUUGUUUCGACGAAUGGCCCAUGGAUCACGUUCAUGAAACUGAGGCUAGACCGAGUUUUACAAGAGAGCUAUGAGGCUGACAGUCUAGAAGAAGCUUUGGCAAGUACUCCGGUUAAUCUUGAGUUUGAAAAGCCGGAAACAUGGACAGCACCAUACCCGAAGUAUGAAUACGGGUGGUGGGAGUCUUUCUUGCCCCCUGGAUCUCAGACGUCAAAGGUAUGAUUAGCAGUCAUCGUCCAUAUCUUGCCAUACCAUCAUCUGUGCGUUGCUUGAAGUAAGUCAAUAUCUACGGUAGUGUUUGUUGGUCCGGCAAUGAACAAACAUUUAGUUUGAGAAGCUAUAUGAAGUGAUGGUCUGGGAAACGCGAUUGUAGGCUGUAGCUGAAGAUGUUUGUAGCUCAUCUGAAGAACUAUACGACGAAAGCCUAAUGUCUGUAGCUUAACUUGCGAGAUUCAGGAAUUAAACGAAGAAUUUGAGCAUUGUACUUAGCAUGAAAAAAGCAUUAUGAAAAAUCUGGAAAAUGUGUUAAUUGUUGUUGGUUUUUAUCUCUCA
Capsicum annuum is the source of this 1099-nucleotide messenger RNA. Its product is annotated as ycf54-like protein. The record is from RefSeq and is a predicted model, not a curated record. Bases 101 to 769 code for a protein of 222 amino acids. The transcript has 3 exons. Lineage: Eukaryota; Viridiplantae; Streptophyta; Magnoliopsida; Solanales; Solanaceae.